CCACAGUGAAACCUCAUCACGACAGACAAGAAAUGGGCGGCCACCAUUCCCACUAUUCCCACGAAUAACAAUACUACGUAUUACUAGGAACGCUAGUAACAGCCCCGCCAUUCGGACCACGGGGCACAGGAGCUCAGUAAGCUUGGGUUAGUAAUGCCAUUAAUCGCCAUGAAGUUCACCCCACGCUCCAAGAAGUGAGUGAAAUGAAGCCAACUCUGUACAAUCCCUCCCUACACUGCACUCUAACCACCAACCUUCGACCAGACACGAGCUGUCAGGAAACAUGGCUGCAACUCACAAGGUAUCCGUUGCCAUUAUAGGCGCUGGUGGCGUCGGCAAAUGCUUCCUAUCCCAAUUCGAGGCUCUGUCUAAGCGACGGCCGACUCCUAAGCUAGACCUCUGCUAUAUCGCUACGAGCAGGAAAGCCCUCUUCAAUGCCGACUACUCUAUCGCUAUCGACAAUGUCGCCCAGGAGCUUGCCGCCUCCAGCAAAUCGCCCCUGAGCCUGCCCCAUGUCGCCGACUUUCUCGCCGCAGCGCCCUCCAAGGUCGUCCUCGUCGACAACACUAGUUCCCAGGAUGUGGCAGACACCUAUCCCCUCUUCCUCAGCCGCGGAAUCAGCAUCGUCACCCCCAACAAAAAGGCCUUUUCGGGCUCCUACAAACUGUGGCAGGACAUCUUCACUGCCGCCGCUACGUCCGGAGCCAAGGUUUAUCACGAGUCCUCCGUCGGAGCCGGUCUCCCUGUCAUAUCGACGCUGAAGGACCUCGUGGACACUGGCGACGAGGUGACCAAGAUCGAGGGCGUCUUCAGCGGCACCCUGUCGUUCCUCUUCAAUUCGUUCGCGCCCGUCGACGGUUCCGGUGGCCAGUGGUCCGCCGAGGUGAAGAAGGCAAAGGAGCUGGGCUACACCGAACCUGACCCCCGAGACGAUCUGAACGGCCUUGAUGUCGCUAGGAAGCUAACGAUACUGGCGCGACUGGUGGGCCUACCUGUGGAGUCGCCCACUUCCUUCCCGGUGCAAAGCCUGAUUCCGAAAGAGCUGGAGUCGGCUUCGAGCGGGGAUGAGUUCUUGCAGAGGCUCCCCGAGUUCGACGCUCGGAUGGAAGAGACAAAGGCUGCGGCUGCAAGCCAAGACAAGGUGGUACGGUUUGUCGGUAGCACCGACGUGGCCAGCAAGGCCGUCAAAGUCGGGCUCGAGUUGUUCGACAAGUCGCACCCCAUCGCGGCCCUUAAAGGCAGCGACAACAUCAUUAGCUUCUACACCAAGCGGUACGGGGCCAACCCGCUCAUCAUACAGGGUGCUGGCGCUGGAGGCGAGGUGACGGCCAUGGGAGUCACUAGCGAUCUGCUCAAAGUACUGUCGCAAAUAUCGUAGAACCAAAUCUGAUAUGCAAAUCUAACGGUAUUAUUACUCCGCCUUGCUGCGGCCUUCUAUGCCACUGCGGCUAUCUGCUGUCGUCGGAUUCUUGUGAUUGUUGGCGUAAUAUUUUCAACGCUCUUCACCAGCU
Durotheca rogersii is the source of this 1511-nucleotide messenger RNA. RefSeq names its product homoserine dehydrogenase-domain-containing protein. The coding region runs from base 284 to 1378 and encodes 364 amino acids. Gene Ontology annotation, biological process: aspartate family amino acid biosynthetic process; L-homoserine biosynthetic process. The transcript has 2 exons. NCBI's taxonomy places the organism in Eukaryota, Fungi, Ascomycota, Sordariomycetes, Xylariales, Xylariaceae. Gene Ontology annotation, molecular function: NADP binding; homoserine dehydrogenase activity; aspartate kinase activity. The record is from RefSeq and is a predicted model, not a curated record.